CACAGAGUUAUCUCCCAGAAUCCUACUCGCUUCGGAUCACUACCUGGAAGAUCCUAUGGCCAUCUGCUCAACAAAUCCAGUAGCACUAGGCUGAUACCGGUGCUAGACUUCAGCGCCCGUUAGCUCUACCUCCACUAGAUUCCUCCAUCUCCUUCAAGCAUUUCCUCCGCCAAGACGCGCCUCCCCCGCUCCUCUUCCGCCAGAUCCCGGAGGUGAUCCGCGGAAGAGGAUUCGGGACAGAGGCGCCGCGGAAUUUGACAGGGGAAGCCGCUUCUCUGAGGUUUUUGAGGUGUUUCAAAGUUUGCCCGCUUUUGAAUAUUGUCCAGGCUUUUGGAUUGGAAGCCCUAAGCCUUGCAUUUAAAGUCGCUGAGGUGGAGACGUGGGGCGAGUUUGGGGCCUUUGGCUUGCAGCCUGAAACCCGUGGCCGCUUCCAGUGUGAAGCUCUGGGCUUGCUUCGGCGAGGUUCUAGGCGUAAAACUUCGGGCUUUGCGCUUUGAUUUUGAACCUUUGGGGGUGCAGGCUGAGGCCUUGGCUUCGAAGUGUUGGGCUUGGGGGGCUCCCUAGGUCUGAACCCUUAGUCUUGAGAAAUUGAGACUUUGGGUUUGGGGCCUGAGGCCUCUCUGGGGCUUGAGGCCUUGGGCCUGGGGCUUUAGGCUUGAGCCUUUGGAUUUGAAGCCGAAACGUUUGAAAUUUGAUAAGUUUUGGCUGAUAAAGUCAAAAACCUUGGGAAAAGUUGCAAAGCUUUUGACUUUAUCGCUCAGAAUUUGAAUCGAAUCGCUAUGAACGGACAAACUACAAAAGGCGGCAAAGCGCAGCCUGUUUCGUUUGAAAAAAAUCCUACAGCGUUCGGAAAUAUUUCCGAACGAAUUGGACAAUAUUUUCGAACGAGUUGGCGAAUAUUUUCGAAGAGUUCGAAAGUGAUUGGCUAUUCUGCAAAAAAGUCGCUCUUUUUUUCGAAGGUGGCGAAUAGUUUGCGACUUCGUUCCAGUUUCGAACUAUUCGGAAACAUUUCGAACUUGUUCGAAAACAAUUCGAACGCUGUAGGAAUUUUUUCGAACGAAACAGGUUGCGCAUUGAAGCUUUUUGCAAUUUGUCUGCUCAUGUGAAUCGCCUGCGGCUGCGAUUGGCUACACAUCCCGGGCAGCGCGUUGACCGGAGUGGCGAUCGUGGGUGAAUGACGUGCCACGCUUGAGGGCGUCAGAAGUUCCCAAGCUUUUCCCAAGUAAGUCCAUAAGCUCCUAAAAAGUUCAGAAGUUCGCGAGUUCAUGAGUUCGCGCCCCUGUUGUUGCAGUGUUUUUGGUUCGAGUGUUUUUGGUUCAAGUUUGGCGAGCUGAUACCUUUUCGGUUUUAUGGCUACGCGCCAUAGUUUGUCUAUAUUUUCCAUGUAGGCGGCCCUCUUAUUGGGGCGGAAACAAAGCUUGAGGGCCGGCUAGGCGAUUUCGUUCUCACCUCUGGAAAAUUGGAAGUCUUUUACUUUCUUCACUUGGAAAAAAAACGGAGAAACUUCGUCUACUCCUGAGGACUUUCCUCCGCCUUGUCGCCUGAGCAUCUUCAAGCCGGCCCCGAUGCGUUGGGCAAGGUCGCUCCGCCGGCGGCGCCAGGUUGUCGCGAAAAAUGAUCAGCUGGAGGAGAGACCGAUGGCGGAUCGGGCCCAGCUAUUGUUGGCAACAUGCUAGAAAUCAACGACGACGCCGAAGAGGAGAACGAGGCAGAUGGGUCGCUAGGCGCAACAGACCACAAGGAAGCUCAAGCUGAAGCACUCACUUCAGGAGGACAGCACGGGAGAAGCUCUUGCAGUGAAUGCACUGGCUGGGCCUUCUCUUAGACCGGAUCGCCAUGGACUGGAGAAGGAGACGAACACGAAGAACCGCGCAGAACUGUGUCUGCCUUGCCUCUUCUCGUUCACAUCUUUGAGAACAUGGAGACGAGCCGCAAAAAGUGAGUCGUGUUAUAUUUUGGGACUAUAAAGCGCACCACGCUCAGGCAACACCCACUAGGUGGCGCCACUUGGGUAGUUGGUUUCUUAGUAAUUUUAUAGCCAAAAACGAAAGUCGAAGCCCUUUGAUUUGUAGCUUUGUUCCUGGCCACCUUAUGGGGAUUCGCUACUUGGAAAGUCGCCGCGUCGUUCGAGUCUGUAGGCGACAUGCAAGGGCAAGAACGUGCGUCGUUUUCGGGCUGAAUCUUUCUAAGUCUGUAGGGGACAAGGAGCGGGACUGUGUCAAGGAAUUUCGUGGAUGCGCAACAUAUUUGAGCGGCGAGAUCGGGGCACCCCGGCCACCAUCAGGCACCAUAGCAGAGCCAUCGACCACACCGACACCAAGAGAGGGCUGGCAGGCUAUUAUUUGCAUGAAGACCGCCAACGGGGGGCGCAGGCUCAGGCGACAGGCUUCAACCUGCUGCGGGAAAAGCGGGACAUCGCUCGACUGAUUGGCCCCGCGCUAGGAUGCUCGGGCGACAAGGUGGGGAAGCGGUUUUCAGUGGUGCGCGAAGUUUUCUGCUUUCCAAUUGGAGAAAAGGGGCGACUUUCAAUCUUUCGGGAGUGGAAAUGAAGCCACUUCUCUGGCUUUCAGGUUUUCUGCCCCAACAGCGCGGCCCCUAAGUCGGUUCGAUAGAGAAGAUAUAGACAAACUCACUCUAGCACUUUUUAAACAAAAAGACACCAGCUCGCCAAGUUCAAGCGUUUUCGGCUCAGUUGUUUUUGGUUCGGGUGUGUUUGGUUCGGAGGUUGGAAGGACCCCCGUUGUUGAUUUUUUAUUUGGCUCUUUAAUAUUCAUAAUAGAAAUGUACUUUCGUAUACAUGGUAUGAAAAGAUCCAAGACUUAGCUAGCAGAUUAACUGCAACUACAACAGCGGGCAAAUACAUGACAAGGGGGGUAAGAAUAAUUUCAAUGAUCUGCAGCAAGGUCUAUAAUGAGGUGGCUUUGUAUUAUCGGCGCACUUUUUCGUGACCUGCUCUCUACUCUUUGUUGGUGUGAAAAAAAAAAUAGUAUGAGGAUCUGCCUCUAAUGGUGUUUUUGCCGGCCUCCGUGAUGCGUCCAGCGAGACUAACUCCACAGAAGUAAUCAUCAAGAAAAAUGGCACCAAUAACAGCAGGGCAUCUUCAACAACGAGGGCCUCUAGGUCUAGAAGCAUGUCCGCAAGAAAUUCGAACAAUAAUUCGAACUCCACAAUACCCGGAAGGGGAGUGAGCUUUGUCGCGGUCCGGCACGCAGGAGUACACAAGCAAACCUUGGCGAAACGAAUAGAAAAGACAUCCCCGAAGAAUAUUCUGAAGGAAAUCGAC
Molecule: messenger RNA, 3283 nt
Organism: Amoebophrya sp. A25
Lineage: Eukaryota; Dinophyceae; Syndiniales; Amoebophryaceae
Source: the annotation of a GenBank genome assembly